GUGGAAAACUUUAUUUGUAUGCAAAUCAUAAACGAUUGUGAAUUACACGAGUUUGUAGAACACUUGAUUAUAUAGCUAUCUGAAGCAAUAAAUUGAUUAAACUAACAAAAUUGAAACAAGUUUAGAAACAAGAGUGUUUAAUGCAUACAUGACGGUGUAUGGUUUGAGAAUCAAUACAUACAUUGAGUUAUUGUUUGAAGAGAAAAACGCAGUGAAAACAAAAGAAGAAAAAAGUUUUUGAACAACAUGAUAAUAUAGUUUCUCGGAGAGAAUUAAUUGGGCCUUGUAUGAUUCGCAGUCGAUAGGAGGAGUUUUUAAAAGUGAAAAUUAAACAUUUUUAUGAAAGUGACGUCACAAAAACCUAGACAAUAGUCUGUAAAACGUUAUAGUGCUUUACUAGAGAGUAAGUAACCUUUACACUUAGAACUGAGUGAUAUAUAUCGCAGCUGACUGGAAGAGGUAUUCCACUAAGAUGACACGAGUAAGUCCAACCCGGGACGAGUUUCAGCUUAAGCUCGCAGACGUCGGGGGCUCGGACUGGGGUGACGAGUAUGGUAGGGAUACUGGGAGACAUACUAACGGUAUACAAAAAGGUGAACUUUCAAAUUCAAAAGAUAAUACGAAAUCAACUGUUCGGCGUCGGCGUCGGCGCUCGUUUGAACCAGGAUCUGAAGACUACGCCGCGUACGUGGAGAAGAGAGUUUUCAACAAAAGACAUGCCUGGACUCCGUACCUUUGGGAAAGGAAAAGAGAUAAACGUCUAAUGGGAAACUUGAAUCCAACGAAAGGCUGGAAAGGAUGGAAGCAUAGACAGAAAAUGAGAUGGAACAGUAUAAAGUUGUCGUGGCGAGAAUGGAUGGCUUCCCUUGAGCUCUGGAGACAUUCGCUGAAACGUAUUGAAGGUCAUCAAGGGACGGGUGUAGUCUCAUACUUCGUGUUCUUAAAGUUCCUUCUCUUUCUGAACGUCUUCAUUUUCCUCGCCACGUUUAUCGUUGUCAUAUUCUUCCAAGUGGCGUUUGACAGCACCAGUUUCACCAAAGAGACGACAGGAUUUGACAACAGCUCACAGAGUCCGGGGGUCAUACUUUCUCAAAACUGUACAACCAGGUACCAAGUGAACGAAACGUCCGGAUUUCAGGUUGUCCUAGAUUUGAUACAAGGAACGGGCUGGAUGGAAACCACAUCAUUUUUCUAUGGUUACUAUGGAAAUACCGAAGUUUCAAUUCCGGGUGGAUUGUACAAUAUUCCAUUUGCUUACUGUAUAACCACGUUAAUUGUUCUGAUCGUCAGUCUCUUGGUCAUGGUUCAUUACACGUUUACGAAGUACACAGAUACUAUAGUAUCAACUGAAAUACUAUCACACAAGUCGUCUGUUUUCUUCAUUUCUGUCUGCUGUGGCUGGGACUACAGGAUAUUUGGAGACAAACCUGUACUGCUUCAACAUAAACAUAUGUUCCAGAGAUUCUGCGGAGCAUUAGAAGAUCAGAAACAUGAGUUAGAAAAGAAAGAAAGCACCAGUGUAGCACGUUUCUUCCUUUGGGUUAUACGAAUUGUUGUCAACGUCUUAAUACUUAUCCUGCUUGGAGCCACUGCAGCCGCUAUCUACUACGCGCAGACAUUCUCCGCAGAGUUUACGACCAGUGAUAAAAAGGACGACUACAACAUGAUUGUUCAGCUGUUCGUACAGUUCCUGCCAUCUCUUAUCAUAGCAGCAGUGAACGCAGUGUAUCCUAUAAUAUUCCUGCUGGUGGCAAAACUAGAGAAAUAUCGGCCGUCGUUUGUGAUCAAAAUUACACUUCUUAGAGUUGUUUUUGUACGGCUGGCCGCGCUGAUGGUUGUCACAAUGACAAUCUACGUAGAAGUGACUUGUUCCACACACGAUGAAUGUUACAUUGGGACGGGUGAUUGUCCAGCAGUACAGUGUUGGGAGACGUAUUUUGGACAACAGAUCUACAAGUUCUUUGUAGUUGAAUUUGCUUGUGAUCUCCUACUGACCUUAUUGUACGAACUACCAAGAAAGCUGGUGACCACAAAAGUCGACUGGAAUUUAGCCAAGAAGAUCGGUCCUGCCGAGUUUGACAUAGCAAUUAGCGUCCUUGACCUUGUUUAUGGACAAGCUCUUUGUUGGUUGGGAUUCUUUUUUGUUCCCCUUCUACCAGCCCUUACUGUGAUCAGACUUGUUAUCCUUUUCUAUCUCAAAAUGUUGUCGGCGUUAUAUAAUACAGUUCCACCACAGAAACCAUACCAGGCGGCGAGAUCAAACGCCUUCUUUAUGAUUGUUUUGCUAAUUACGUUUUUCCUUGUCGCAAUACCGAUGGGAUACGUCCUUGUAGAAUUGCAGCCAUCUCCGAUGUGUGGGCCGUUCCGAAUAUACUCCAAGCCGACUGAAAUAGUGGAUAUCCAGAUAGACCUAGCGCCGGAAUGGUUUAAGACCACAUGGGUUAUAAUCACGUCAUCCGCCUUUAUUACGGGAAUUAUACUUAUCCUAGGGCUGGCCUUGUCAUACUGCUCUGCUCUGCGAACCUCGAACAAGAAACUGAUCAAAUCAAUGAAGGGUCAACUUAUGCAGGAUGAAAAAGAUAAACAAUAUUUGGUCCUGCAACUGAGUAAAUAUACUGGAGGUACCGAGCAGAGUCCGGAAACAAACAAGCUUCCGCCACCUACUUACACAGUGAAGCCAAAGGCAGAGUCCUUCAAUCAACUAAAUGAUACAGACAACAGGAGUCCACAUAUACCAGAAAAACCGGGGUCGCCAAAAGGGGUAGUUGUGCAGGUAAACACACAAGAUGAAGAUUGGUGAAGAAAUAUUUUACUAUUAUUUGUGGGAAGUUACAUUCCAAAACUAGUAUCACAGAUUCCAGCAUACUUCUGCCUUCCUAAAUGGACUACUAACUUUAGUAAUCACUUUGGUUUACCAGUUCAACAAAUCAUUUUUUCUCGAAAGGAUCUGAUCUGGCAGUUUUAUGAACAAAAUGUUAUAAUUUACAAAACAAAAAUAGAACCAGUUCUGAUUAGACAUUGAAAUCAUGAAGAGUCUUCGGGCUGAAGAUACAGAGAACACCACAAAUCCUGUCAUCCCUGCAUGUGUUAUGUUUUCUUGCUUCAAAAUAUCAUUUACUAGGUAUCCUGGAAAGUCAUUUUAUAACAAGAUGUUAUAUUAAUUUUAGUUGUAUUUAUACGUUGUUUGAUGAUGUCACAUGGUCUAGUUAUACUAAUAUUUAUAAAUGUUAUUGUUUCGUGAAGAGCA
Molecule: messenger RNA, 3247 nt
Organism: Mercenaria mercenaria
Lineage: Eukaryota; Metazoa; Mollusca; Bivalvia; Venerida; Veneridae
Product: transmembrane channel-like protein 7
Exons: 17
Coding region: 473-2800 (775 amino acids)
Cellular component (GO): plasma membrane
Molecular function (GO): mechanosensitive monoatomic ion channel activity
Source: RefSeq, a predicted model, not a curated record